AUGCCUACGCUCGGCUCGUCGUCGACCACAGCUGGUUCAUCUUCGCCAUCGCAGACUCAGGUCUCCGAGCCCGCCAACCUCAACUAUGCCUUCCUCAUUCAUUCCCAAAAGACCUUGACCCAGAAUCUACCGCCUCGCGUUGACAACAAGCUACUGGCCCGGCAAAAACGCAGGCGUACGAGUCCCGAAGACCAUGCCAUUCUGGAGGCAGAGUACAAGACGAACCCCAAGCCUGACAAAGUCGCCCGCGCAAGCAUAGUCAGUCGAGUGGCUCUAGGCGAAAAAGAGGUGCAGGUAUGGUUUCAGAACAGACGACAGAACGACCGACGGAAGUCAAAACCUCUAGAACCACAUGAACUCGUCGGACCCCGUGCUUCCACCAGCAAUGCAGACAGUUCACCAGACAAUCGGAACUCGGGGCCACCAGAGCCGAGCUUCUCGUUCGGAAGUGUUCCAAGUGACGAUCCAGUCGGGUAUCUAGAUGUAGACGGGAAGGCAAAACUAGAUGCCAGCAAAGUGCCUGCGGAUAUACUAGUCAGUAGCAGUGAUGGGCCAGAAGUAGACCUUCCAAGCUCUCAAGUGCACGGCGAAAUACCCUCAUCCCAAACAACUCGUUCACUCUGCCACCCGUCUGAGAUUCUGCAGGAGACUCCGCAGGAGCUUUCACUUGACAUUGUCGACCACAACAAGGCUGUCGGAAUUUUGGCAGAGCUUACAGGUCUGGGAGUGGAGUUGAAUCCAAGAAAAAGGGCAUUGUCCACCACUGACGCUGUGCCACAAGCGAUCGAUGUUGAACAGCCGCGAAAGGACUUUAAAUCCCCCCCUUCGCUUCGCAUUUCCAUGUCAUUCGACGGGGAAGCCCUUGUCAGGCAUGAUGGGGAGCCGACGCCAUCCCCUCCGAAGCCGCGUACUGCGGUACGAAUCUCCCUAUCUUCAGAUGGUGAAGCUCUAGUUCGCGGUGAAGACGAGCCAUCGCCCUCUAAAAACCGCAUGCGCAUGAUCCCCAGUCGUACCAACCGACAAUCUGGACUAAAAAGAAGUACAAGUGCCGUUACCUUUGGUUCCUCCCAAAUUAUAACGGACCGAGAAGGGUUUAACAGACUCUUUGGGCGAUCUCGAGACGCUCGUAUGUGGGAGCUUUACUGCGACACAGAUGCCCGAAGUGCGUUAUCAACCCCAGGAGGCUCUCAGAGCGGAAAUUCAGCACCCACACCGGGACUUAAUCGAUCGGGAAGCAAUCGAUCGCUUGUCCGAACGAACUCGUUUUCCAAAUCCUUGUGCUCUACCCGGCCCGAAGCUGAGAGUCAUUCAACGUCUGUCGAGUAUUCAAGCAAGAAAAGGAGGAAGCUCGGCCGUACCGUAUCUUCUUUGGGGCGAUUGGAAUCGGUCCAACGCGUCGUAUUAGCAGAUCACAGUGCUAAAAAGCCGGUUCUCUCGGAUGGAAAGACAUUCAAGGACUAUGCAAAGGAAGUCGAUUGGGAAGCAGGCGAUUCGGAUAAAGAAAAUUGGGUUCCAGGCACACAACAGCGGGCAAUGCCAGGCCGUCACCGUAGGGUAAAUUCUCAUGCUCCUCGUCCCGUGCUGAGGGUUAAUGGCGUACGAAAAAACACCGCGGUUGACGAUCUGGCACUAGCUGCUAACGGGAAACGUGGUCGAGUGUCGCGUGGCGGGCAUUGUGGCAACAAGGAAAAUGAACUCUAUCAUCCUGCCAAAAUUGAUGCCGAAGUGGCUGCGUUCAUGUCCAAAACGAGUUCCUCCAGUCGAGAAGAAGAUUUGGAUUGCAUACAAGGACUAUUGUCUUUGAGUCAAGGAGCAUGGAAGUGA
This is a messenger RNA of Talaromyces proteolyticus, 1824 nucleotides long. RefSeq lists its product as uncharacterized. NCBI's taxonomy places the organism in Eukaryota, Fungi, Ascomycota, Eurotiomycetes, Eurotiales, Trichocomaceae. Gene Ontology annotation, biological process: cell differentiation; regulation of transcription by RNA polymerase II. The transcript is spliced from 3 exons. Bases 1 to 1824 code for a protein of 607 amino acids. The record is from RefSeq and is a predicted model, not a curated record. Gene Ontology annotation, molecular function: RNA polymerase II cis-regulatory region sequence-specific DNA binding; DNA-binding transcription factor activity, RNA polymerase II-specific.